Messenger RNA from Prorocentrum cordatum, 1533 nucleotides. The record is from the annotation of a GenBank genome assembly. Lineage: Eukaryota; Dinophyceae; Prorocentrales; Prorocentraceae.
GCGCGGAUGAGGCUCUAUGGCCUGCUCGGCGUGCGCCGCGGUGCCAGCGACGCGGCGGUGCGCUCGGCAUACCGGCGCCGCGCGCUGGCGACGCACCCCGACAAGGGCGGCUCGGCCAGCGAGUUCCUGGAGGUGGUGGAGGCGUUCGAGGUCCUGUCCGACCCCGCGCGCCGCGCCGCCUACGAGCGGGAGCUCGUCCGCGCCGACGACCCGGACGGGAUCGCGGCGGCGGACGCGGGGGGCGCGAGCCAGGCCUCGGAGGACGACGCGCCGCUCGCCCCCGCCCCCGCCCCGCCACGCGCGGCCCCGGCGGCGCCUGCGCCCGAGGGCCAAGGCGCGGCGGAGGAGCGGCGGGUGGCCGCGCUGUGGCGCGAGCUGAGCGCGCUGCCGGCCGAGCAGAGGCGGGCGCGGGUGGAGCGGCUGACGGCGCGCUCCGCGGAGGCGUUGCUGAGGCACGCGGAGGCCCGCGAUUGCUUCUGCGCCGCGCCCGUGGUGGCCGGGGACUCGCCGGCCGCGGUCGGCUCCACGGCCCCGGCGCCGCCGCCCGCGGAGGCCUGCUGCGCCCCGUCCCCAACGGGGCCCCGCCAGUGGGGGCCGUCGGCCGACGCGGACAGCUGCGGCGCGGACCUGCUCGCGGGCGGAGCGGCCGCCGGCGAGGGCGCGGCGCCCAAGCGCAGGCGGCUGCGCGGGCCAGCGAUGCGUGGGGGCUCCCGCGCGUGGGUGUGCCUCGACAACCUGAAGAUUUGCAGCGGGGCCGCACGCGACGUGGCCGAGGCCAUCGACUGGCACGUGCUGCUGGUCCGGCUGAAGCAGACCUUCCACGCCUUGCGAGAGGGCUGCGACUUCGACGAGGCGCUUCGCCAGGCCGUGGGCCUCGUGCUGGGCGAGUGUGCGGCCGCGGGUGGCACCGACCCGCGCUUGCGGUACGUGUACGAGCACACCGCCCCUGGCGGUGAGGUGCUCUUCACGCCGGCGACGUGGGACCUGGAGGUGGCGCUGCGGCGGCACGCAGAGCUCCAGCGGCUCCUCGGCCUCGGCGCGACCCACGGAGAGAUGCGGGCCGCUGUGCGGCGCAUGGCGGCGGCCUCCGAGGCCGCGGAGGAGGAGCAGCAGCGGCUCGCGGACCUGCUGCGUGGGCACCUGCGCGCAUUCCAGCGGCUCCUGCGCUGGCACGGCCGUCGGCCCGAGGGCGUCAACGCCGUACUCGCAGGCCGCGGGCGGGCGUGGGUCUCGCCAGUCGGAUGGUGGGCGUGGUGUCCGGUGGCCCGCGCCAGGCACGCGCGGGCGGACGAGGCGCUCCGGGACCUCGUUCUCGUGAGCGGCGCACUGGCGUCGGGCGGCGAGGACGCGGCCCGCGCCGAGGCGCGCCGGCUCUACGAGGUGCCGGCGCUCCGUUCCAAGUGGUCGAUAAUUCGAAGCGAGCGUUGGCAUCUAGCAUUUGUGAUGGUGCCGGAGUGCAGCGCGAGUUUGUGGGUGGGGUACUCGGGCGACUUGUUCGACGCGGUGAUCGACAGCGCGAGCGAGCUCCACUGA